AGCUAACGAUAAUUAGCUAGCUGUGUCUACCACUGUGACACCGGUCGUGGACAUAUUCCUAUAGCUGCAAACAGUAUCCGGGUGUCUCAAGUCAUUGACUGGAAAUAAAAAAAAGACCAUUAUAUAGAGGUGCUGACUAUUAGAAUAGAGCGUCCUUGCCAUCCCUUGGACUGCCUGUGGCACUCGUCCUUCUAAUUGGCAGCAAUCAUCCAGCACACCUGUGGAUCUUUAGCCCUACAAGUGAGACAGUGGCAGAGGCAGAGCCCUGAACCCCUAACCCUAACCCUAGGGAGCAGAUCAGCAGGCAGCAGGGCUUCAUGAGCGCACCAGGGCAGCAGCAAGGGGGGGGCCUGCGUUCUCGCCGAGUCCUUGGCCAGGACAAGGACCCUGGGCAAGGCAUGGGCAUGGAGGCAGCCUGCUGGCUGGCCCCCGGAGUGCUGCGCAGGCUGAUUGAGCUACCCUCUCCCCCCUUGUCUAGACACCAGCUCAAGAGACUGGAGGAGCAUAGAUACAGCAGUGCUGGGCGCUCUUUACUGGAGCCCUUAAUGCAACAUUACUGGGAAUGGUUGGUUGGACAGGUCCCUUCCUGGAUUGCCCCCAACCUCAUUACCAUCAUCGGCCUAGCCACCAAUGUCUUCACCACCCUUGUGCUUGUCUACUACUGCCCAACUGCUACUGAACAGGCUCCUCUCUGGGCAUACCUGAUGUGUGCAGUGGGCCUUUUCAUCUACCAGUCAUUGGACGCCAUCGACGGGAAACAGGCCAGACGCACCAACAGCAGCUCUCCACUGGGCGAGUUGUUUGACCACGGCUGUGACUCACUUUCCACUGUGUUUGUUGUGUUGGGAACCAGUAUAGCGGUGCAGCUGGGCACCAACCCGGACUGGAUGUUCUUCUGCUGCUUUGCUGGGAUGUUUAUGUUCUACUGUGCCCACUGGCAAACAUACGUGUCAGGAACGCUACGCUUUGGCAUAUUUGACAUAACAGAGGUGCAGAUCUGUCUAGCAGGAUUACAGAUGCUCACAGCUGCUGUUGGUCCCUGCCUGUGGAACGUGAUGAUUCCGAUCCUAAAUGUCCAGAUGAAAAUGGUUCCAGCCAUCUGCACCCUUUUAGGAGCCGUCUUCUCCUGCACCAAUUACUUCAGAGUUAUUUUUACAGGGGGUGUGGGCAAAAACGGAUCCACAAUAGCAGGAACCAGUGUCCUCUCUCCAGUCCUACAUAUUGGUUCAGUUAUAAUUUUGGCGAUGAUGAUAUAUAAGAAGUCUGCUGUCCAGCUAUUCGAGAAACAUCCGUGUCUUUAUAUCCUGGCAUUCGGCUUUGUGUCAGCUAAAAUCACCAAUAAGUUAGUUGUAGCCCAUAUGACAAAAAGUGAGAUGCAUCUCCAUGAUUUAGCCUUCCUGGGACCAGGAUUACUGUUCCUGGAUCAGUAUUUCAAUAGUUUUAUUGAUGAAUACCUGGUGCUCUGGAUUGCACUGAUAAUUUCCCUGUUUGACUUGGUGCGUUACUGUGUCAGUGUUUGCAACCAGAUUGCCUGCCAUCUUCACAUUUUUGUUUUCAAAAUCAAGCCUUGCUUAGUCCUUAGAUCAGCUCCUCACUGAGGACACGCCGGCUGUUACUGACUCUGUCCCUUCCUGUUAGACACUCUCAUCUUCUUUUCCCUCAGUUGUCCAAAUAGAGAUGCAGGGGACGGUGUGGUGUAAAGUAUGUGCUUCUGCCAACUGAAUGUGAGGACAAAUUAUUUAUAUAUAUAUAUAUAUAUAUAUAUAUAUAUAUAUAUAAAUGAAUAAAUAAGAUAUCGGAAUAUAACCGUCAUUGUUUCUUUUUCACCAGUGCAAACUUAAAUUUGUACUUCUCAUGGUUACACAGAAGAAAUAUUUUCAGGAGAGUACAGGUGCUACUCGGUAUCUUCAAGAAGCAGAAACUUAUGUGUUUUAACUGUUUAUGUCCAAGAAAAAGUAUAAGAAACAAAUCGAACUCUGCUUUUCAUGAUUAUAAUUUUUGUAAUAUUUGCAUAACUUUACUUUUUGCUGUUGUAAAUACCAAACUGUUACAGUGUCUGUGCUUCUCUUGAGUUUAAAACCUGCAUUGACUCAUUUAUAAAACAUUUCAUGUAUGCUAUUUUUAAAGCCGCUUCAUCUUCUGUACAUUGCACUCCAAAUGGCACUGCUAUUAUGCAACAGCAAGAUAUGAGUUUGGUGGAAACCUAAUGGCAAAUUUAAUACAUUUUUAUUGAGCAGAUCUGAAUGUCUGUUGUGUUAAACUGGAAAAUGUUCACUGCCAGUCUUUUCUCUGUUAAAUUUGCACUACAGUUUCUGUGCUUUUCAGGUUUGUGUAAAAAAACAUUGUCUUGUAUUGUUAAUUGGAAGGCUUAGUUCAUAACUUUAUACUUCAUGUGCAUUUUUUCAGUCAUGUUUUGCUUACGUGGGAUGAAACCAGGAGACGUGUUGAGUUUUACUUACUGCAGAUAUGUUGAAGUCAGAGGUCCACUUACUGCUGUUUGUAGCUUCUCUAAGUUGAAUGAAAGGUCAAACUGCAAAAAUUGCUCCACGUUUACAAGGAAAAGCACUCCGAUAAACAAGUUUUCUUACAUUUUGCAGCUGUUCGGAACAAAGAACAAGAUGUUUUAGGGUGGAGCAGCACAUGAAUUGGCAUGUAUUUCACUCAUGCUAAGCUGUCCAUUUACAGGUCACUCCACCAGCUGCUACUAUGAUCCGUCCAGUUUAUUUUAUGUUUUUAUUAUUCAAGAAACCCCAUGAAAAGUCCAAAAGAAAUCUCUCAUAUCUCUUUUACGUGAUUGUGGUUGAUUUCCUAUUAAUGAUAAAAAUCUGGGAAAUGAUUUGUAAUAUUUUGUAGAAAAAAGUGAUACAUAAUGCCCUAAAACUGCCCUUCCUUUAGUUUAAAGGUGGAGUAUAAUACAGUUUAUACUCUUGUAGUAUCUUGGAUUUCCAGCAGAAGGCUGGUGUACUUGUUUGUUUAAAAGCCCCAGCCAAAGUUUUUGGUAAUAUUAACAUUAAUAGCAUGCGUCACAUUUGUUUUCAGUAAUGCUUAAUCCCCCAAAGUCCAGGCAUUGAUGUGCAAAAUCUGCUUGUUUCUCAGAGAUUCUCUUUUCAUGGGAUUUGUUGAACAGAUAAAUGAUACCACCAGAUUUUAGAAAGAACAAAAGAUUUGAACAAUUCAGUUGUAGCUGCUUAACUGAGUCACCACUGUGAAAUGUGUUAAGUAUUAACUUCAAGUAAUCAGCUUGACAUUAUGUUUCCCCGUUUACAUACCUGCUGUAGCAGAACGGGUGCACAUGCGGGUGCAUGCACAGGAGAUGAGGUCACAUGAUGACAUCACGGUUUUAAGAUGACUGAUGAGAAUCAGAUCAAACGUAAUAAAAGCUUGUUUUUUUUUCAAGUGUGGCUGCCGCUCGCUCGAUACUGUUAAAAUGGCCCCAUACUGAUGGUGUGUUCCACAUUGCUGCUUCUGGAAGAGAGGGGGGGCGGUACUAGUGAUGGCCUUUAUCCAUUCAGAGCACAUUUCUGUCCUCAGCAGCAGAUGAUAGUUUCUUGCUUUUGCAUAUUGUGCCUGUUUUAUUUAAGUUACAUCUGCAGAUACUGUGUUAUGCCUCUACAUUUUGUUAAAAAUGAUACGCAAUGCCAAUUGUUGACUAUAGUAAUUCACAUUCAUGUCCAAUAUCUCAGAACAGUGUCCUUGUCCAAGUUCAGAUUCAGGAUGUUUGUGUUGAAAUUUAGAUUUCCAAUAGGAAAACACCACUUCACCCAAAUCAUAACACUGUUUGUGCUUUAAUGCCUUAAGAUAGAGUAUUAUGGUGUAAUAUAUGGAAAUUGUAAUUUCAAUAAAGUUAUGAGAAGGAAAGUCUAAAUGAGUCUGAGGUUAAAAAAAAAAGGUUGCAGUAUUAUGAAAAUGUACAGAAAAAGUAAUUGUUUCUGAAGAGGAUUAUCACAGUAAAAUAUAUUUAGACACUAGACAGAAUGUAAUUGCAACUUUUUAAAAAGUAAAUCUGGAUUUGCCAAAGUACUGUAAUUUUUUUUUUUAGAUUAAAUGUGAAGAUUUUUCUUUUUUUAAUUAAAAGGCUUAAAUGUUUCAGUAUGUCAAAAAUGAAUUUAGGAAAAUAAUUAUAGAAUAUGGUUGAUAUAAUUCUGAGAAAAGUUGCUGUUUUGGAGAAAACUUCAGAGGCAUCAGAAGAGCUAAAUUUAUAUUUAAAAAAAAAUUAAAUGCAAUGCUUGUAGAGUAAAAUGAAGUCACUUGUAAUAAACUUUAACAAGGUUUGACUACAGACAAACUAAUGUUCCAUUUUAUAAGUUACUUGAAAGUACAAAAAUAUAUAAAUGUGAUGAAAGUGUUAGAUUAAAGAUGAUGUCUUGUGAUUUGGGUGAAAUGAGCAAUCAGACGGUUGAUUUCCACACUUUCCUGAGGUAUUUUUAUUUAACAGAAAACAUAAAUGGUACAUUUAACAAGUUUAAUCGGUCCUAGAAUCACUUUUAUUUUCAUUCUUUAUUGUCAGCAUUUUUUCUGUCUGUUCAGUGUUACAAAUGAAAAUGAGGAAAAAAACUGAUGCCCUAAUCUGCAUGGGUAGUAUUCCAAUGUACAGUUUCUACUAUAUCUGGAUAGUCUUUGUAUUAACUUAUACCUAAAAUCACGACUGACCAGUUUUUCAUAAUGACUGUGAGAUACAUCAACAGCUGCAGCUUGUGUGCUUAUAGUUCCUGUUGUCAGGUCCACUGUCUCAUUCUGUUAAGUAAAAGUUUGCCUUAAACACGUUUGUUUUCUAUUUUGUACAUAAUUGAAGCCUUUCUGGAUGAGCGUCUUGUCACUGUGUGAGUGCAUCUCUCCUCUCUGGGGGGCUUGUGUGAAAGUUUCUCUUCAUUUUGGCUAGAUUGCCAAGCUCAGGUAUUUCAUUAGUGUGCACAGCCAUGUGUUCUUAGAAUAACAAGGGUAAACAAGGUCACCUGACAAUCUCUGCUUCACCUAAUAAUGCAAAUAAAUUUCAUACUCCCACCUGGAA
Molecule: messenger RNA, 5008 nt
Organism: Melanotaenia boesemani (Boeseman's rainbowfish)
Lineage: Eukaryota; Metazoa; Chordata; Actinopteri; Atheriniformes; Melanotaeniidae
Gene: cept1b
Product: choline/ethanolamine phosphotransferase 1b
Exons: 10
Coding region: 318-1598 (426 amino acids)
Biological process (GO): phosphatidylethanolamine biosynthetic process
Cellular component (GO): endoplasmic reticulum membrane; Golgi apparatus
Molecular function (GO): diacylglycerol cholinephosphotransferase activity; ethanolaminephosphotransferase activity
Source: RefSeq, a predicted model, not a curated record